CCCUGAGUUGUGAGUGUGGGCAUGCUUUCCAACUAUUCCGGAAUCAGACGGAGUGUUCUAUAGUGGGACGACAGCCUUCCUGACAUUCUGACAUUCCAACAUUUUGACGGCCCGUCUCCCAAAACGUCUACUUUUGUAGGGAACCAGCAUCCGAAUUCUCGACACAAGUUCUCUCCUAGACACGUGACCUCCUGUUGCCAUGGACUGGAAGGGUCUGGAGGGUCUGCUGAGCGGGGUCAAUAAAUACUCGACAGGAUUCGGCCGCAUUUGGCUCUCGCUGGUCUUCGUGUUCCGCGUCCUGGUGUUCGUGGUCGCCGCAGAACGCGUAUGGAGCGACGAGCAGAAGGACUUCGACUGCAACACGUUGAUGCCGGGGUGUGCCAAUGCCUGCUACAACCACACCUUCCCCAUCUCCCACAUCCGGCUCUGGGCCCUGCAGCUCAUCUUCGUCACCUGCCCCACCUUCAUGGUGGUCAUGCAUGUCUGGUACCGUGAGGACCGUGAGCGCAAGUACCAGGCCAAGCAUGGCGAGGGGGCGCGCCUCUACGACAACCCGGGCCAGAAGCACGGUGGGCUGUGGUGGACGUACCUGCUGAGCCUGAUCUUCAAGACGGGCAUCGAGAUUCUCUUCCUCUACCUGCUACACUACCUCUACGCCAACUUCAACAUGCCACGGAAGGUCUCCUGUGACAUGUGGCCGUGUCAGCACAACGUGCAGUGCUACAUUGUGCGUCCCACUGAGAAGCGCAUCUUCACCUACUUCAUGGUGGGUGCGUCGGCCGUGUGCGUGGUGCUGAACGUGUGCGAGAUCCUCUACCUGCUGGCCAUGCGCGUUGUGCGCCGCAGCCACUACCGGAGCAGCAGCAGCCGGCGCGUGCAGAGGGAGGCCUGCGGAGAACCGUACUGCACCGAGUGCACUGACCUGCCCAUGACCACUUACAGGUCCAGCAACCUCACCAAGGAACUCAAGCCAGAGUAGAUUAUCAGUGGAGCAGGGCUGAACUGAGACCUCAAGCCAGAGUAGAUUAUCAGAUUUCUUUCGUAAACGUCCUAUUUUUCAUAGGGUUCACAGUAAAUGUUGCGGUGUUAAUUCAACACUUAAAGAGUUCAUUUAUGUCCAAAUGAUGCCAAAUCAACUCUUUAAGUGUUGAAUGAGCACUGCAGAAUUUACUGUGUUAUUAAUGGAAAAUACCCAGCAUUUUUUCACGUCUUGUGGGUUUUGAUAUUUUUUUUAUGUAUAAAAAUAUAAUAUUUGAAGUUAUUAUUUUUUAAGCACAUUUAUUGUGGUGCAGUGGUACCCUGCCUAUGACCUCCUACAGGUCCAGCAACCUCACCAAGGAACUCAAGCCAGAGUAGAUUAUCAGAUGUCUUAAACGUACCUAUUAUUCAUUUAGGGUUAUGAAUGAAAAAUACACAGUAUUUUUUUCACAGUUUGUGGGUUUUUAAUACUUUUAAGUUUUUUAUUUUAUUUUUUUUAAGCACAUUUAUUGUGGUGUA
Molecule: messenger RNA, 1497 nt
Organism: Engraulis encrasicolus (European anchovy)
Lineage: Eukaryota; Metazoa; Chordata; Actinopteri; Clupeiformes; Engraulidae
Product: gap junction beta-3 protein-like
Exons: 5
Coding region: 200-979 (259 amino acids)
Biological process (GO): cell-cell signaling
Cellular component (GO): connexin complex
Molecular function (GO): gap junction channel activity
Source: RefSeq, a predicted model, not a curated record